AUGAACUUUUUACAGGAUUAAUCUUGUGUUUUUUUCUUUAAAGAGUUCCUGUCGUGCUCAGGGUCUAUUGUUAUAGUGUGGAAAUCAAGGAAUAGCAAAACACACAUAGUUGAUGCAUUGUUUAGAUGUUUUUUUUUUAGCCUUGUUUUUUUGGAGAUGCGUAUCAUUUCAGGAAUGGACAUCACAUUGCCAAACCUUAAGAUGGGCCGUGUAGAUUUUGGAAUGUUUUAACAAAUUUUUUAGCACUUUUUUAUUGUUGUUAUUGUUGUCUUCUUGGUGGUUUUAAUUUAGCAUUCCAGAUUUGUUAUUUAUUUUUUUUAAUUUCUCCUUGAACAUGCCACUGAAAAGAAACAUAGGGAGUCCACUGAAGAAUGAUGCUUUUUAUCAGGCGUCGCAGACAAAGAGAGCUUGCAAAAACGCAGAUGACCUCCACGAGACAAUUCUUGUUAACCAAGAAAACAUGUUUUUCAAAGCCAGGCUUGACGAGGAGGAGGAUUCUGGCAUUAAAUCAGGUAGAGAAAGUCAUCUUUGUUGUAAAUUGUUUCCCAAGCGGCUUUAAUCAAAACUACUGCAUUGCUUUCUUUCAAAAAGUGCUGUUACAAAUUCUCAAUCUGCCGCCGGUGGGUUAUGAAUAGUUUUAACACACGUCACACAAUUGGAAAGCUAUGUAUGUUAUUCAUUUGGCAGAAGCGGAUGAAAGCAAUGCAAGCAUCUCCUCUGAAGAAGACCUGGGCCAUCUGGAUUAUUCCAAGCCAUUCGCUGCGAAACAAACGCAGCCAAAGAAAAGCAUCAGUCAGAUCAUCAAGGACAAGAAGAAGCAGACCCAACUUACUUUACAAUGGCUUGAGGACAAUUACAUAGUUUGUGAAGGUGUUUGUCUGCCACGGUGCAUCCUCUACGCUCAUUAUUUAGACUUUUGUCGGAAGGAGAAAUUAGAUCCUGCUUGUGCUGCCACUUUCGGAAAGACCAUAAGGCAGAAAUUUCCUCUUCUUACAACACGAAGGCUUGGAACCAGAGGCCAUUCAAAGUAUCAUUAUUAUGGUAUUGGAAUCAAGGAGAGCAGUGCAUAUUAUCACUCUGUUUACUCCGGGAAAGGUCUGACACGAUUCUCUGGAAGCAAGCUGAAAAAUGAGGGAGGAUUCACCAGGAAAUACUCGCUUAGUUCAAAAACAGGAACACUUUUACCCGAAUUUCCAAGUGCACAGCAUUUAGUGCUUCAGGACUCUGUUUCAAAAGAAAAGGUCUGUUCAUUUCCAGUAAAAAACACUGUAUACAUGAAGUGCAUUGACUUACUUACCUCAGAUUCUGUUCUUCUUCUUAUCUGUCAGGUCGACACGCUGAUUAUGAUGUACAAAACUCACUGUCAGUGCAUUCUGGACAACGCCAUUAACGUCAACUUCGAGGAGAUUCAGAACUUUCUGCUUCACUUCUGGCAGGGAAUGCCUGAGCAUCUCCUUCCACUGCUGGAGAAUCCAGUUAUUGUGGACAUUUUCUGUGUGUGUGACUCCAUACUUUAUAAAGUUCUGACAGAUGUUCUCAUUCCCGCUACUAUGCAGGAUAUGCCGGAGAGUCUUUUGGCAGAUAUUCGAAAUUUUGCCAAGCACUGGGAACACUGGAUGCUGUCUUCCUUGGAGAAUCUCCCAGAAAUCCUCUCAGAGAAGAAAGUGCCGAUAGCAAGACGAUUUGUGUCGUCCUUAAAGAGACAGACCUCAUUUUUACAUCUCGCACAGAUCGCAAGACCUGCCCUUUUUGACCAGAUUGUAGUGACAUCUAUGGUAAAUGAUAUCGAUAAAGUGGAUCUGAACAGCAUCGGGUCUCAAGCUCUUCUUUCAGUUACUAAUGACCAAGAUUCUGACUUCUACUCUGAAUAUGACUCAAUUUCAGUGUUUCAAGAGUUGAAAGACCUCCUGAGGAAAAAUGCUACAGUAGAGUCUUUCAUUGAGUGGCUGGACUCAGUGGUGGAGCAGAAAGUCAUCAAGCCCAGCAAGCAAAAUGGUCGAUCUGUAAAGAAGCGAGCUCAAGAUUUCCUUCUGAAGUGGAGUUUUUUUGGCGCUCGAGUGAUGCACAACCUCACUCUAAACAACGCGACCAGCUUUGGCUCAUUUCACCUCAUUCGGAUGCUUUUGGAUGAGUAUAUCCUACUGGCCAUUGAAACCCAAUUCAACAAUGACAAAGAGCAAGACCUUCAGAAUCUACUGGAAAAAUAUAUGAGGAGUGCAGAUGCUAGUAAGGCCACAUUCACCGCCUCCCCGAGUUCCUGUUUCUUGGCCAAUCGGAAUAAACCUGGUGUGUCGUCCAGUGAUUCGGCUGUGAAAGAUGAAAUUCCUCCAGAAGAUGAUUAUCUGACACUGGCAGCAGCACAGCAGGGGCUCGGGGCCGGCACUGUCGUCUACCAUAGCGCAGAUCCGGACAACUUUACUAUAGCUGGUCAGAUGGAUUUUUCCCAGAACAGUGCUCCUCUGAUGACCCCUCCGAUCUCUCCUGCCAUGAUGAACCGCAGUAGUGUGAUCAACCAGGGUCCGAUGGCGAUGCGUCCACAAACCAGCUGCCCUAUCCAGGGGCAGCUGCCCUGCCAGACCUUCCCCGAGCCCCUCUACCAGAGCCUCCACAAUCCUCCAUCUGGCUCCUACCCAAACGCCUCGUACUACCAGCCGAUGUUCAGAACGCAGACACACACAGAAAGCGGACGCUACGCUUUCUCUGGACAUCACCUGAGCAAAGACUGCUUCAGUAACAGCUGCACGGCAUCUCCAUACGGAACCAGGGGCUCGUCGGGUGGAUACACAGCUGCAGGUGAUGCUGGGAUGGAGACUGAAGCCGUUCAGAUGCUGGAGUCCUCAGGGUUUGGCUUUGGAGGAACGACUGGAGCUGCUGAUGGAUGUUCGGGUCCGGUUUGCAGCUCUGGACACAGUGGAUAUUACGGCAGCAGCAGUGGUUAUGUGGAUGCUCCGAGGAUGGGCACAUUUAUCGAUCAGCAUGUGUCGGUUAUCAGCAGCGUGAGCAGCAUUCGCUCAGUUUCGGCCUACGCUGAAGCACACGACCCUCUAAACAUCCUGGACGACACCAGCAGGAAGACAAGACCUUACUACACCGAACUGUCCGCAAUGGGCACACACACAGCAGGUCAGGGCAAAACAAUCCUUCUAGGGGAGCCUGCAGGUAGUUACACAGUCAAUUAUGGGAUAACGAGAAUUGGUUCCAAUUUAAACUUUUUUCUGAAUUUGUUUAUCUGUUUCUAUAAUUUCCCUGACAUUAAUGUUGUUUUUAAUAUUUGUCAAGGAUCCAGCAUUGCUCACUCCUGCUCGGUCUCAGCGCCCUGCAUGUAUGGAGCCCCUGCCCCUUAUCACUCCCAAAACACACUGCUGCCUCUCCAGGGAGCCACAGAGAUCAGAGAAAUGAUGUCGUCGCUUCCCCCCAUCAACACUGUGUUCAUGGGGUCAACCAGUGGACCACCCUGACCAACACCUUAUCUGUAAUUCAACAUCUGCUCUACUCACUGAAGGUCAGGCAUGCUUUAGGCCCUGUUUACACCUGGUGUUAACAAGCAUUUUUAGUGGUUUGUGGUUUGAUCACAAGUGGUAAGCUGAGAUGCAUCACAAUUGUAAGCAUUAAUGCUAUUAUGAACUCAGAUUUUCCUUGAUCUCUUGAGAUAUAUGAGGUAAAUAUACAAUAAAAAUACCCUUUAAAAAAUUAGUUCACCCAAAAAAUGAUAAUUCUGUUAUUAACUACUCACCCAUAUGUCCUUUCAAUCCUCUAAAACCUUCGUUCAUCUUCAGAACACAAAUGAAGAUAUUUUAGAUGAAAUCCUGGAGCUCUCUCAUCCUCCAUAGACAGCAACAGUCCUCUUCCAAAGUCCAGAAAAGGAAGCAAAAACAUUGUCAAAACAUUCAGUGUGGCUUUAGUGGUUCAAUUUUAAUCCCAUGAAGCUCCAAGUACACUUUUGACAUAGCACAGUAGCGCUAUUACAAGCAGAAAGAACAAGUAUACUACAUAGAAAUGAAUUAUUUGAGCAUACUGUGGUUUUCCGGUGAGCAUGUGCGGUUCAUUCCUGUAUAAGUGUAUGUGUAGACGAGCGGGAAAUAGAGUUAUUUCGAACUUCAAUGGCAGCAUAUAAUGGUCCAUUCUGGCAAUCUUGUGCUGUGGUCGGUGCACCAACAAACCACCUUUGCACAAGCCAUUGAAAUGAACGGGUUUCAUAGUGCAGCAUAUUCCACAUCCAGUACAAAACCUGCUUUAGACCGCGCAGUGACUAGAGCUGAAGGGAAAUAGAAACCUGCGCACUGAACACUGCUGGGUCCUGUCACGCAGCAUAGCCUUUUUUUAGCUCAAAUCUGGGAUGUAGACUGUCAAACUUACAGUACAUGCAGUAGUUUACGUUGGUGGACACAAAUUGAUUUUUUCAAACUUAUGAAAAUGUUCAAUUAAACUUUAGCAUUUACUUCUAAGUGAAGAUU
Messenger RNA from Danio rerio (zebrafish), 4454 nucleotides. NCBI's taxonomy places the organism in Eukaryota, Metazoa, Chordata, Actinopteri, Cypriniformes, Danionidae. The record is from RefSeq and is a predicted model, not a curated record.